Messenger RNA from Oppia nitens, 1256 nucleotides. RefSeq lists its product as uncharacterized. NCBI's taxonomy places the organism in Eukaryota, Metazoa, Arthropoda, Arachnida, Sarcoptiformes, Oppiidae. Bases 135 to 1256 code for a protein of 373 amino acids. The transcript has 4 exons. The record is from RefSeq and is a predicted model, not a curated record.
UUUGAAUUUCUUUCACUGACUCUUGAAUCCAAUAUUUCAACAUUUCUUUCGACAUUCAAAUAGUUAUAUAUUUGUUAUAUUAAAUUAUCUCUAGUUUUGAAGAGUUUAUUCAGACAAUUACACUAAACUUAUAGAUGAUGUCAGUGUUAUCGAAGAGAAAUAUAGCCAUACUAUCAGUAAUGGCUACCAGUUAUUAUUUGCCGACUGAUUGGACAAAAUCACAUUCACGGCGUCAGUGGCCAACUGUGAGUCAAUAUCCGAUAAUUGUACGAAAAGCGUGGAUGAAAAACAAAAUGCCGUUCAAAGAUAACUGGUUUCAACCGUUUGUUGCCAUCAAACCUGCUGUUCAUAAUACAGAUCCUCAGCAGUACCCUAACGGCUAUGAAGGACCCGAAAUCAUAUUGGGUUCGGGAUGUAUUGUGGAUCCGUCGGGUCUGAUUGUGUCUGCGUGUGAAGGAUUUGGUAGCGCGUCAUACGUUAGGGUCAGAUUCAACAAUCGGGAAGUACAUGAGGGCCGUGUUGUCGACCGUGAUAUUGACACAGGUUUGGCAACUAUUCUAUUGGAUGGAAAUCGCAAUGACUGGCCAGUCAUCGAAAUGUUUGACACUAAGACUUUGCCGUUACCAAUGGGAAAGGCAGUCUAUAGUGUGGGAAAUUGUCUGCCCGGACAUUAUAAUCAUCUCUAUGAGGGUAUUAUUGUGCGAUCAGAUCUCAAUAUAGAAGAGGACUACAAAAUUAAAUGUGAAUUAGUCCAACACACGGCUGUCAUCAAAGAAGGCGAUUGUGGCAAUGCUGUGGUCGACACCAAUGGUAAAGUAUUGGCCAUCAAUGUUAAGAACUUUGAUUUAGAGAUCAAUGCUGCCGUUCCCAUGCAUACAGUUAAAGAAUAUAUCGAUAGAGUUAAAACAAAACUAUCGCAACGGUAUGGACUGUUGACCUAUUGGUAUGACCCGAAAGAUAAAGACGUUUUCAUGAGUUGCGGUAUUUCUAAACAUCAACUUAAAGACUAUAAGGGAAUACUAGUCUAUGGUAUUUACAAUAAACAGUUAAUUAAUGCUGGUAUCAGUGAAUUAGAUUUGAUAACACAUAUUAAUUACAAAAGAGUUGACUCUAUGGACGAUCUGUAUUGUGCACUACAAUCACAAACAACGAUCAAAGUAUGGACUAAUGAACCCAACUAUAAUCCCGAUCCCAAUAAAGAUCCCAUUAUUUUGGAGAGAGGGCCAGUUGACUUUUCAGAGGAACUACCCAUUUAA